Polychytrium aggregatum is the source of this 960-nucleotide messenger RNA. RefSeq lists its product as uncharacterized. Bases 1 to 960 code for a protein of 319 amino acids. NCBI's taxonomy places the organism in Eukaryota, Fungi, Chytridiomycota, Chytridiomycetes, Polychytriales. The transcript has a single exon. The record is from RefSeq and is a predicted model, not a curated record.
AUGACCAACCCAGCACCAGAUAUCCGUGAGAAUCGGCCCUUUAUCGACUCAGCGACAGCUCGACAAACUUCUCUCGCUCGUCCAGGCUCGGGCAACCUGGAUGCACCCAGACAGAGGACCGACUCUGAGGAUCCCGCAGUCGCUCCCGAGCAUUCACCGACUCCAACCCUGGAUAUGCGAGGACACCGGCUCAGGGUCAAACGAAAGCGAGGCUCGCGACGUCUCUCUUCUCCUUUGGCGCCUUACUCGACCGGCUCGGAUGUCAACCUCGAUGGUUCGUUGCGGGAUAGGUCCGAGACUGACUCGGAUGACGACGGCCGCAUCAAGAUCCCAAAGUUCUCGCUGGAUGGCAUUGGUCGGUCGAGGUCGUUCCCGCCGAGCCAGGCUGCUCGAACUCGCCGCACUCGGCCCUCUGUAGAGGCGAUCGCUCCAACCCCAUCCGGUCCAUCAGGCUCAUCGGGACCGUCACGGCGGCCGCCUCAGUCGACCUCACCGAGUCCGUCACGAUCGCUGCGGCCGGUUUCUGCGUCGGCUGCCUGGGGCCCACCCACGCCGCAGCUGCGUCGACGGCGAGCAAGUCUUCCCGCCAACCUGCAAGCGAGCUCCCCAAUUUCAAUUACGAGCUCGCUGUGGAGCUCAUCGAGCGGGACGGCUGCAAGUCCCGGUAGAAGCGGGAGUGUGCGCCUGAUGGCCAAAGCAGCCACCGGAUCCAAUUCCCACGCCCGGCCAGCAUCGAUCCAGACGCCGCCCAGAUCCUCGCCCACCCAGCCCAGCCCAGAAGCCCCGCCAUCGUCGAGCACAAGCCCGACUCGGAGCCUGGUUCGGAGCCCGGCUCGGAGUCCAACAGCUAGCAUGCCUGCGACGCAGGACGGGUUUCAGCGAUUCGUCGAGAAGGUUGAAUGGAUGGAUCGGAUGAUCCGGCAGCAGGGCCAUAGUGAAGGCAACUGCCACGAUGAGUGA